This is a messenger RNA of Ramularia collo-cygni, 1518 nucleotides long. RefSeq names its product related to PEX29 Peroxisomal integral membrane protein, involved in regulation of peroxisome size and number. Gene Ontology annotation, biological process: peroxisome organization. The coding region runs from base 1 to 1518 and encodes 505 amino acids. Gene Ontology annotation, cellular component: peroxisomal membrane. The transcript has 2 exons. NCBI's taxonomy places the organism in Eukaryota, Fungi, Ascomycota, Dothideomycetes, Mycosphaerellales, Mycosphaerellaceae. The record is from RefSeq and is a predicted model, not a curated record.
AUGGACGACCGGAACGUCAUUGCCAACCGUGACGAAGCAAUACCGGUCCUUCGCAUACCAUCCCGCGACGACGACAACGACGACAUCUCAUCCGCCGUAAGCGACAGCGAAGUCAAGAUACGCAAACGUGAGAAAUUCCUGAACAAAGCGGGCCAUGUCGGCAAUAUGUUCAAGGACAAGGUGGACGAGUUCAGCACGCCGGAAGCUCGCCAGACUCUCCAAGAUCGCAUGUUCGCCAGUAUUCUGUCGCAGAUUAUCCCGCCUGAGGAAAUGGGUGAGGGCGAACACGACGCGUUCAAAUCUGCAAAGCCAGAUCGAAGGAGCAAGAAAUAUGUGGACAGGCCAGAAUUUGGUCCUCGACUGAUGACAUACAACUUCCGCCGCUUCAACUCGAGGAUUGGAAUUGUGUUUGUCAUGCAGAAUCGCUUGAUCCGUCUAUUCACGUGGCAGACUCCCACCGCGACUCUUUCCUUCCUGGCCAUACACUCCCUCCUCUGCCUCAAACCCCAUCUUCUACCCCUCGUACCACUCGUUGGCCUUCUUUUCAGCAUCAUGAUACCUUCCUUCCUCGCCCGGCACCCGGCACCAGCUAAUGACCCGAUGAUGGAGCCGAGCUUUCAAGGACCACCCUCAGCUCCCGCCAGUCGAGUCAAACCGGCGGCUGAAAUGAGCCAUGACUUCUGGCGGAACAUGAGAGAUCUACAGAACUGCAUGGAAGACUUCUCACGCAUCCACGAUGCUGGUAAUGAGUACAUUACGCCGUAUACCAACUUCAGCGACGAGGCGUUGAGCUCCUCGCUCUACUUUAUACUAUUCGCUCUCAGCUGCGCGGCAUUCCUGGCGAGUCAGCUAGUACCCUGGCGAGCCAUUGCACUCAUAGGUGGCUGGGUAAUCACAGUCUCUGGUCACCCGCAAGCUCAAAAGACCAUCACAUCUACUCGAAAUAUGAGCCAGUUGCGUCAGACGCUCGAAGCUUUUCAAAUGACGUUUCGGAACUGGGUCGAGACGGAUGUUGUGUUGGAUGAGCCCUCGGAGCAACGUCAGGUUGAGGUGUUCGRGUUGCAGCGCUUCCACUCCCCGAGUGAUACUUGGGAGCGCUGGCUCUUCUCUCCCAGCCCUUACGACCCUUUGAGUCCCGCCCGCAUCGGAGAUGAUCGGCCGAAAGGUACUCAAUUCUUCGAAGAUGUACAGCCUCCGCGAGGCUGGAUUUGGAAGCAGAAAAAGUGGACGCUUGAUCUGCUCAGCCGGGAAUGGGUAGAGGAGCGUUUGAUUACAGGUGUCGAGAUCGAGACCGAGGGCGAACGAUGGGUGUAUGACCUCAGACCGGAUGAGCUAGAGGAGCUACUCGACAAUCCCUUGCGUGUGGGCAAGAACAARAAACGAGUCAAAAGCAUCCCUAUGAGUGGUUGGGAGGAAGGGAAUGGGAAUGGCUUUGAUGAGCGCGGCGAAUGGCGGCGCAGGCGGUGGACUAGACUCGUUGAGAGGCAGCCGGACCGUAAUACCGACAAGCAGACAUGA